Molecule: messenger RNA, 2308 nt
Organism: Fukomys damarensis (Damara mole-rat)
Lineage: Eukaryota; Metazoa; Chordata; Mammalia; Rodentia; Bathyergidae
Gene: Fastkd3
Product: FAST kinase domains 3
Exons: 7
Coding region: 99-2081 (660 amino acids)
Biological process (GO): mitochondrial RNA processing; regulation of mitochondrial mRNA stability
Cellular component (GO): ribonucleoprotein granule; mitochondrial matrix
Molecular function (GO): RNA binding
Source: RefSeq, a predicted model, not a curated record
CGGUCUCCGCGCGAGUACGGUGGCUCGCGAGGCUUUCCCGCCCGGUGGUGUUCUGAGCGCGGCUCCGGCGAGGCUGGAAGAGUUCAGAAUCAGAUGGCAUGGCGUUAGUCACCUUGCGGAGAAACUUGUGUCACCUGUCUGAUUUUCGGGUAUAUGGAGCUCUGGUUGCUCUGAGAAGUCUCCCUGUAAAUCCCACGAACAAGGUGGUUACAGGGCAUCUGCAUCCUUGGUUCUCUUCACUGCUGCCUGAGCCUGCCAGGGUGCUGUCCCAUCCUGUCUGUGGGAAAAACUUCCAUUCAGAAAAUGGAAACAACCUUGCCCCACUUGGUGGGCAAAGGUUCCCUCAAGUUCACGACUGGGACGCACUUGACCAGAAUUUUAAAAACGAAGGUGAGCAGCUAUUUUACAGGAGACUGAACAGCCUCACCUCAUGGGAAGAAGUGUUAAGUUUCCUAAGCACACUGGAGAUUCUGCCUGUGACUUGGGCUGCGGGAGCUUUACGGCGCAUUUGUGAAGUGGAAAAAGGAGACAGUGAUCAAAGACUGUCGAAGGAAAUACUGGAGAAUAGCGCCUUUCAAGCCUUGUGCUUUCAGUUGGAACAGCAGCUGUCACGUCUGUCAAACACUGAUUUAGUGACUGCCUUACAAACUCUGAGUCUGUUGCAUGUGAAUCAUCAAAGUAGCCUGGUGCUGAACCUGGUGGCCGAAUGCCAGAAUCGUCUCCAAGCCGGUGUCCUGGAAGCCUCCAAUCUUUGCCUUCUCGGGGAAACUCUGAUUGGACUGCAGGAUCCGGGCUGUGUGACUCUAGGGCUGAUUAUACAUCAGCUGCAAGGUAAAAAACUGGAAACAUUUACCCCAGAGGAUGUUGUGGCCAUUUACAGAAUACUGCAGACCUAUUCUGAUAAAGUGAACCAGCACCAAACGUUUCUGAACAUGAUAAACAACUUCUCUCUUUCAGUGGUUUCCUACUUGAGCCCUAAGUCAGUCAGCCAGGUGCUGGCCGCCCUAGUGGUUCUUGAUCAAACUCAAGCCCAUCCUCUGAUUAUAAAAUUGGGUAGAUACGCUGUGCGGCACGUUCCUCAUUUCACCAACGAAGAGCUCAGGAAGGUCUUGGAGGCUUUCAUAUAUUUCGGACUCAGUGACAGGUUUUUUACAAAAGCCCUAGAGCAGCUCAUAGUCUCACACUGUCUCAGCCUGGAUCCUGGAGUUAUCAGCAGAGUCAUGGAGUACUGCAGUAGAAAACUGAUUCUUUCAAAACCUAUUUUUAAUGCAGUGGCAGAAACUUUUGUCUGCCAAUCAGAAAAGUUUUCACCUAGUCAGAUUUCUGAAUUAAUUGAACCAUUUGGCAAACUCAAUUAUUUGCCACCAAACGCCCCUGCUUUCUUUAGAAAGGUAGAAAAUGUGCUGUUCACCGAUUUCAAUCGUUUUCCUCCCAAAAUGCUCCUGCAAGUGCUCCAUUCCUGUUCCCUUAUUGAGUGCCAUCCAGUCAACUUCUUGCCAAAAAUAUUCAGCCCUUUUUUUCUUCAGCAGCUGCAAGGUGAAGAGUCAUACUUGGACAGAUUGAAUCUGGCACAGUUGACCCAGCUUUUCCUCACCUCUGUGCUGGAGUGCCCUUUCUAUAAGGGUCCGAAACUUUUGCCUAAAUAUCGAGUGAAGUCAUUCCUCACUCCAUGCUAUUCCCUGGAGACCCCAGUGGAUUUUCCGUUCUAUAAAUCUGUGAUGAUGGCACUGAUUGACCUCUUGGGAAAAAGAAUAUAUUUUGCUUCCAAAGUGUUGACGCCCUACUGCUACACCAUAGAUGUUGAAAUUAAAUUAAAUGAAGAAGGAUUUGCAUUACCAUUUACAGCUAAUGAAGAUGUCCAUAAAAGGAUAGCACUGUGCGUUGAUGGUCCAGAAAGAUUUUGCUCUAAUAGCAAUCACUUACUAGGAAAAGAAGCCAUUAAACAAAGACACCUGAGAUUACUUGGUUAUCAAGUUGUUCAGGUCCCCCAUCACGAGGUGGAGAUGCUCAAAUCGAGGCUUGAAUUGGUGGAAUACUUGCAGGGAAAACUCUUUCCUCAGAAAACUUCUGUUCUUUGGUAGCAAGGACACUGGCUUCGGAGCUCAAUAGUGAAUGAACUUGUCUUCUCAAGGGACACAGUUUACGAAAAGAAAAUGCUUUUUGAAUCAGUCAUGUUGCUGAAUUUUGUGUAUGGACUGGUGAUCCGAAAAGAGUCUGUGGUUUUCCUUAUACUGUGUAUGUAUUUAUUUGUAGCAAAUGUAAAAUUAAUACUAAUGUCAUAAAUAUUUUUACACAUCAGACAGAAUUG